Molecule: messenger RNA, 3207 nt
Organism: Penicillium daleae
Lineage: Eukaryota; Fungi; Ascomycota; Eurotiomycetes; Eurotiales; Aspergillaceae
Exons: 11
Coding region: 1-3207 (1068 amino acids)
Biological process (GO): sulfite transmembrane transport; transmembrane transport
Cellular component (GO): plasma membrane
Molecular function (GO): protein binding; sulfite transmembrane transporter activity
Source: RefSeq, a predicted model, not a curated record
AUGGGCACAGGAAUUGUCGCAGUACUCAUGAAUUCGGUGCCUUUUCAAACUCCGGUUCUCUACUAUUUGUCGAUCGUGUUCUUUCUGCUCAAUGUGGUGAUAUUCUCACUGGCAUUGAUCACCUCCAUCCUUCGAUACACUCUCUAUCCGGAAAUCUGGCGAGUGAUGAUCCAAGACCCGACCAACUCGCUCUUCUUGGCAACCAUCCCCAUGGGGUUUGCGACACUCAUCGAGAUGUGGGUCUUCAUAUGUGUUCCGCGAUGGGGGCCGUGGGCCACGUCUGUGGCGUGGGCGCUAUGGAUGGCGGACGUUGUUGCGGCGGCUUCAGUCACUCUUUCUCUAUCAUUCAUCUUAAUCUCCCAACGGUACAUCACAUCGCUUGACCGCAUUACUGCCCUCCAACUUCUACCCAUCGCGGCCACCAUUGUUGCGGCUGGAGUCGGCGCUAAGGUCGCUCAUAUCUUGCCAAAUGAGCAACAUGCGAUGGGCACUUUGCUCGUCUCUUUUGUUCUUUGGGGUAUGGGCACUCCGUUAGCAAUCGCGGUGUUGGUCAUCUACUACCAGCGACUGGCUGUUCACAAACUUCCUCCGCGAGAGGCCAUCGUGAGCUGCUUCCUCCCUUUGGGGCCUCUGGGGUUUGGUGGCUUCGGCAUCAUUUAUAUUGGUAAGGUGGCCCGGGAGCUUUUACAAGACUCUGUUGUCCUAGACCCCAUUGCAGGCUCCAUGGCGUACGUCUUGGGUAUUUUCAUCUCCCUGCUCAUGUGGAGUUUCGGGUUGAUCUGGCUUGUUUUUGCAUUGGCGACAGUGCUCUACAGCUCUCCUUUCCCGUUUAACAUGGGAUGGUGGGGAUUCACGUUUCCACUGGGUGUUUAUGCAGCCAACACGAUGGAACUGGGAGUAGAACUAGACUUGAUGUUUUUCAAGGUCUUCGGAACUAUCUUAAGCACUGCAGUGUUGUUGCUAUGGGCUCUCGUUGCGUCCCGCACAGCAGUGGGUGCCUGGCGCGGCAGUCUGUUUUUUGCCCCCUGUCUUCAGAACUUGAACCUGAAAGAAGAUGAUGGGCAAGAUUCGGCAGAGCACGAGUAUCCAUUCCUCCAGGAGGUCUAUAGUCCUCGGGAAGCUCAUAAGAUAGACUUUGUGUUCGUUCACGGUCUGAAUCCGCGAGGUCGAAAUGACCACCCAUUCGAGACAUGGACCCAUUCCAAUGGGAAAUUCUGGCCAAGGGACUUUUUAGCGGAGGACAUCCCGUAUUCGCGAGUUUUUGUGUAUGGGUACAACUCGAACAUCACAAACCCGCAAACCAUGUCCACAGCAAGCAUCAAAGACCAUGCGAACACCCUUUUGAACUUGCUUGACAUGGAGCGCAGCCCGCAGUUUCAAUCUCUGCCGCCAAAAAUCAUCUUCAUCGGGCACAGUCUCGGAGGCUUGGUUAUCAAACAGGCUCUCCUCAAUGCAAAGGAAGAUCCCAAGUACAAUUCUAUCCGCACAUCGACCUCCGGUCUGGUUUUCUUUGGAACCCCUCACCGAGGAGCAAAAGCUGUCGAACUGGGUAAAAUCGCCGUGCGCGUUGCUCGAUUUGUCUCCAAGGGUCAUGCCAGCAACGACCUACUGGACUGCUUGGAACACAACUCGCUCUUCACCCGACAGAUGUCAGAUCGCUUUCGUCAUCAGCUCGAAGACUACCGCGUUGUCAGCUUUAUCGAAGGCAAGGAGGUCUUUUUGGGGGCGCUGCCAUGUAUGAUCCCCAUUGUUAAGAAGGAUCGCAUAGACGACGCGUUGGUGGUCGACGAAGAAUCGGCUGUCCUUGGUCUGUCUGGUCUUCGUGAGACACAGCUGAAGCUCGAUGCCGAUCAUUCGCAAAUGUGCAAAGUCGGCGUCCGAGGCCCGAUGUACCGUCUUAUCAAGGGAAAUAUCAAGCAGCUGGUCGACCAGGCCCUUUUGUCCGAACAAGGCUUCAUUCCACAACCAUCCCCUCAGCCGACGACGGGAUACAAUCCACCCCCACUGCCCCCUCGUAUGCACUCCAACAGCAGUGCACCAUACUCUCCUCCAGGACAACCGCCUCAAAUCACUCAGAGGGUGGUUGGUGCAAUGUUUUCCCCUUUGGAUAACGACCCACGAUCCAUUCGAGCAGCCGAGUUGAAAGAUCGCGGGAAGUGGGAUGAGGCCCGGAAUGUCGAAUAUGAAAUUUUCCAGGAGCAUCUCCGGACGCUGGGUCCCGAUCAUGCCAGCACUCUUGCGGUGGGAUAUAAUUUGGCCGAAAUCGAGCUCGAGUCGAGCUUCCUGGAGAAGGCCAGUGAAUGGUGCCAAUGGGUUACGGAUAACUCUCGCCGUGUGUUUGGGAACAGCCACGCCCUUCCCAUGCGAUCAGAGAGUCUCAUGGCCGAGAUUAUCGGUCAAAAGGGCAAAUACCAGGAGUCGGAGUCGAUCUGUGCUAACUUGUUGGCCCGCCAGCAAAUCAAUAUUGGUGAAGAACAUUUAGAUACGUUGGAGACUCGACGCCGGCUCGGUAUGGCAUACAACGCCCUCAAUCGCCGAGAAAGUGCGAUCAUGACCGCCGAAAAGCUCACGGAUACUCUGAAACGCCUAUUGGCACUGGUCAAAGUGUUUGACCCCGCAGUCCAGCAAGCAUUUGAUAUUUUGCCCCAGGUGUACGAGGAGCUCCGAGCUGGUCUCGGUGACAAACAUCCUCUCACGAUUCGCGCCCUGUCAUUGCAUGGUGGAGGGUUGACGCGUGCGCAUCGAACUAUGGAUGCAUCCGAAACUCUCCGCCGCGCUCUGGCAAUUUCGGAGGAUGCGCUUGGCCCGGAUCACCCUCUGACCAUGGAUAUCGUUGGAAGUAUCGGCGUGAUGUAUACACUUCAAGGAGCUUUGCACUUCACUGGGGCCAAUCCACCAUCUGAAGCUAUCCCCUGGAUGGUUCGGUACCUGAAAUGGGUCGAACAGCGAAGGGGCCUCGAUAAUCCAGAAACACAGACCUCCCUUGAGAUGCUUGGAAACCUUCAUUUUGCUGCCCAGGAAUAUGAGCUGGCUCAGAAAUAUUUCGAACGUGCUUUGGCAGCAUGCCGCGGCACACAGGCCGCGGCAAUGCAGCAACGCGUAUCGAAUCGGCUUCAAUUGUGCCGGGCCAAUACUAUGCUUACCAAUCGCGGUGCCAUAGGAUCAGGGCUAGGGGGAUUCCUUUCCCAGUUGCAACGUUUUAACUAA